Molecule: messenger RNA, 2129 nt
Organism: Pan troglodytes (chimpanzee)
Lineage: Eukaryota; Metazoa; Chordata; Mammalia; Primates; Hominidae
Gene: HACL1
Product: 2-hydroxyacyl-CoA lyase 1
Exons: 18
Coding region: 59-1984 (641 amino acids)
Biological process (GO): fatty acid alpha-oxidation
Cellular component (GO): peroxisome
Molecular function (GO): thiamine pyrophosphate binding; magnesium ion binding; catalytic activity
Source: RefSeq, a predicted model, not a curated record
GCUGGGUGAUUCCGCUUGUUUGCCGCCUGCGUGAGUGCUUAGAGCUUUUCGGUGGAAGAUGCCGGACAGUAACUUCGCAGAGCGCAGCGAGGAGCAGGUGUCUGGUGCUAAAGUCAUCGCUCAGGCCCUGAAAACGCAAGAUGUGGAGUACAUAUUUGGCAUCGUAGGCAUCCCAGUGACCGAAAUCGCCAUUGCUGCCCAGCAGCUAGGCAUCAAGUACAUCGGGAUGAGGAAUGAGCAGGCGGCUUGUUAUGCUGCCUCCGCGAUUGGAUAUCUGACAAGCAGGCCAGGAGUCUGCCUUGUUGUUUCUGGCCCAGGUCUCAUCCAUGCCUUGGGCGGUAUGGCAAAUGCAAACAUGAACUGCUGGCCCUUGCUUGUGAUUGGUGGUUCCUCUGAAAGAAACCAAGAAACAAUGGGAGCUUUCCAGGAGUUUCCUCAGGUUGAAGCUUGUAGAUUAUAUACCAAGUUCUCUGCCCGCCCAAGCAGCAUAGAAGCUAUUCCUUUUGUUAUUGAAAAGGCAGUGAGAAGCAGUAUCUAUGGUCGUCCAGGUGCUUGCUAUGUUGACAUACCAGCAGAUUUUGUGAACCUUCAGGUGAAUGUGAAUUCUAUAAAGUACAUGGAACGCUGCAUGUCACCUCCUAUUAGCAUGGCAGAAACCUCUGCUGUGUGCACGGCGGCUUCUGUUAUUAGGAAUGCCAAACAACCCCUUCUUAUCAUCGGGAAAGGUGCUGCUUACGCUCAUGCAGAAGAGAGUAUCAAGAAAUUGGUGGAGCAAUAUAAACUGCCAUUUUUGCCCACCCCUAUGGGGAAGGGUGUUGUCCCUGACAACCAUCCAUACUGUGUAGGUGCAGCCAGAUCCAGGGCUUUGCAAUUUGCUGAUGUAAUUGUGUUAUUUGGUGCCAGACUAAAUUGGAUUUUACAUUUUGGACUGCCUCCAAGAUAUCAGCCAGAUGUGAAGUUUAUCCAGAAGCCAUCAUUUGUCCAUGGCCAUCCAGACAUGGAACUUCUGAGUAAAUGGAGAAGUAAUCGUGCCAUGUUCUUGGAAUUGUCCUCUAAAUGUGGUUCCCUGGGCCAGGCGCAUCAGCACCACCUGCGAAACCUGUUAGAAAUGCACAUUUCUGGACCCUACGCCAGACCUAUUAAAAUAAAAAACUCUGAGGUUGAUAUCUGUGCAGAAGAAUUGGGGAAUAAUGUAAAGCCCACUGUUACUUUGCUAGGAAACAUACAUGCUGUCACUAAGCAGCUUUUAGAGGAACUUGAUAAAACACCAUGGCAGUAUCCUCCAGAGAGCAAGUGGUGGAAAACUCUGAGAGAAAAAAUGAAGAGCAAUGAAGCUGCAUCCAAGGAACUAGCUUCUAAAAAAUCCCUGCCUAUGAAUUAUUACACAGUAUUCUACCAUAUUCAAGAACAACUACCUAGAGACUGUUUCGUGGUAAGUGAAGGAGCAAAUACUAUGGACAUUGGACGGACUGUGCUUCAGAACUACCUUCCUCGUCACAGGCUUGAUGCUGGUACUUUCGGAACAAUGGGAGUUGGUUUAGGAUUUGCUAUUGCAGCUGCCGUGGUGGCUAAAGAUAGAAGCCCUGGGCAAUGGAUCAUCUGUGUGGAAGGAGACAGUGCAUUUGGGUUUUCUGGCAUGGAGGUAGAAACCAUCUGCAGGUACAACUUGCCAAUCAUACUCUUGGUAGUGAAUAACAAUGGAAUUUACCAAGGUUUUGAUACAGAUACUUGGAAAGAAAUGUUAAAAUUUCAAGAUGCUACUGCAGUGGUCCCUCCAAUGUGUUUGCUGCCAAAUUCACAUUAUGAGCAAGUCAUGACUGCAUUUGGAGGCAAAGGGUAUUUUGUACAAACACCAGAAGAACUCCAAAAAUCCCUGAGGCAGAGCCUAGCAGACACAACUAAACCUUCUCUUAUCAACGUCAUGAUUGAGCCACAAGCCACACGGAAGGCCCAGGGAAGGCUUCUCAGAGGAGGUGAUUCUUAAACGGAGAUCAGAAGGAUAAGCAGAGACUAACUCGGCAAAGGGGAGAGGGAAGAGAUGUGCAACAGGCUCUGUAGCAAGAGGAAAGAGGAAGCAUGGCAAGUCUGAGGAAGAGGGAGAUGCAACUGUAAUACGAGGAUUUGUGCAG